UUUCGAGGCAAUACUGUAUUCUAUCCUUCUUCUACUAACCGAUGUCACUGCUCAGUCGAGCGUGACAAUUUAUUACCCAAAACAUCGGCUUCUCGCUUUCACGGACCUCUUACUCAUUUUUCGGACCUCUCACUUUGCGGGCGACAUGAACGAAAAGGUGGGGAUAGAGAUUUGCUUAUUUCGAGCCAGCAAACUGUUGCUUAUUACGGAUCAAUACUGUACAAUGUAAUUGAUUUACCAGGUGUGGAUGGCGCUAUUGAUUGCACCCACAUUAGAUUAACAGCAUCCAGGUUCAACAACAUGGAAGAAAUGUACAGAAAUAGAAAAGGAUAUUUUUCAUUGAAUGUUCAGUUGUCGUGGGUUGUCGUAUGGAAUUUUCCGUACAUCCCGAUUACACAUGCGAUAUGUGACGGGAGAAUUAGAUGGAAUCCUUGUCGGGGAUGGUGGAUAUCCAUGUCUGCUUUUUCUCAUGACACCCCUGCAGAAUCCACAGACUGAAGAAGGAAUAAGGUACAAGGAAAUCCAGAUCAGGACCCGACAGAUAGUAGAAAGAGCGUUCGGUGUUUGGAAGCACCGUUUUCCAUGUCUUACAAGGGGUUUAACAACCAAGUUCUUAUGUUCCACAACAACGGUAGUUGCAUGUGCUGUGUUGCAUAAUUUAGCCUUAAUUUUCAAUGACAUUCUUGUAGAAGAAGAUGCAAUUGAAAACCAAAAUGAAGAUGGAGAAGAAUUAUUAGGAAACGUGGAAAAUGUUAAUGGCAUUGAUGGAUUUGCUACACGUGAAGCACUCAUUGUCCGUAUGUUUCAUUGA
Messenger RNA from Osmia bicornis bicornis, 811 nucleotides. RefSeq names its product putative nuclease HARBI1. The coding region runs from base 344 to 811 and encodes 155 amino acids. NCBI's taxonomy places the organism in Eukaryota, Metazoa, Arthropoda, Insecta, Hymenoptera, Megachilidae. The record is from RefSeq and is a predicted model, not a curated record. The transcript has 3 exons.